UGGCGCGAGCGCGCGUGCGCAACGCGGGCAGAGGGCGGCAUGUCGGCGCUGCGCUGGGGCCGCGGUGCGGCUGAACUCGGGAGGACGCUGCGCUGCUCCGGUCGCCCUCGCCCGGGGACCGAGGAAGGAACCCUUGGUGGCCUCUGGGGUCCACGAAGGAGCUCAUCUAUCAGUCUCUGUGAGCAAGAUGGCCAGAAGGACUGGGGACAUGCCGAGCUCUUGGAAGUGCUGGAGGCCCGUGUGCGGCAGCUGCAGACAGAGAGCGUGGUGGACACGAACACCAAGAGGGUGCAGGGGGCUCAGCCCCUGCAGGGCCAUGUCUGUAGCCACUGGGAGAAGAAGUUGGAAGCCGAGAGGCAUGGGCUGCAGCAGCGGCAGGAAGUCCUGCAGGGCAAGCGCCCCGUUGGGCUGCAGUCCCUGACCCUGCGCCUGGAGCCCCGCAUCUGGAGCAAGAAGCUGGCUGGCUGCCUGCAGCAUGCCAAGCCUGAGGCCCCAGGGAACCCCUCAAAGGAGCAGCUGGCUCGGGCCUUGCAGGCCGCCCUGCAGAAGCUGGGUACGCAGGAGGCACGUCAGCCUGUCAGGCCAAAGGCAGUGGAGACACACAUCCUCCUCCUGGGGCAGAGACUCAUGCACUUUCUCCAGUGUUGCCUGGUCACUGGCCACCUGCCCCUUGCCCACCAUGUGCUGGUCACUCACCACAGCAAACGGGACAAACAACAGCUGCUAACCCUGGACAUGUACAACACGGUGAUGCUCGGCUGGGCCCGCAAGGGUGCCUUCAAGGAGCUGGUGUAUGUAUUUGUGAUGCUAAAGGACUCGGGCCUAUCCCCCAACCUGCAGUCCUAUGCAGCUGCACUCCAGUGCAUGGGCCGAGGGGACCAGGAUGUCCACAUCAUCCAAAGGUGUGUGAAGCAGAUGGUGCGGGAAGGAUUUCAACUGGAGCAGCUCUUCACGGACCUGGCCCUGUCUGAAGAGGAGCGGGCUGUGCUCCUGAGGGCCCUUGUGAAGGUUGAGCCCGCCUUCAGUCCUCCAGUGCAGGCCCCAACCCCCACCAACACUUCCCCACUGCUGAGGGAGAUCUAUGCCAAGCAGGACAUCCCCGUGUCCUACCCAAAGCUGCACCUGCCCCUGGAGACGCUGCAACGCCUCUUCCAGCAGCAGCUGCAGGUGGAGUUGAGUACCAAUGUGAGAGUGCAGUCGGUGGAGAAGGCCCCACAGAUGACCAAAGAGGUCACUGAGGCGCGGAAGAUCUUGCAGAGCCUGCGUACACAGUGGGAGGCAGAGCUGCUCCGAGCACUACAGCAGACCAAGGCCACUAUGGCCAGUGAGGCACAUGAUGGGCUGCCCACCCUCUACCCCUUCCUCUGCCUACUCAGUGAGGAGGAGCUUGUGAGUGUGCUGAUGCAGGUCCUGCAGGCACUGCCCCCACAGGGUCAGCCCCUCCUCUUCUUAGCACACAACCUGGGCCUGCGGGUCCUGAACCGGCACUUGGUGCAACAGAAGCAGGGAGGCAGCUAUGUGCAGGAGCUGAGCCAGCACUACUCGAAGUACCUGCAGCUGCUGGCAGCAAACACACAGGUGUCGUCAUCCUACCUGCCACGGCAGUACUGGGAGGCACUGGGCCCACCCCAGGCCCCGCAGCAGCAGCCCUGGGCCCUGGCAGUGGUGCUGCAGUUGGGCAAAGAGCUGGCAGAGCUGCUGGUGCGGGCUGUGCAGAUGCCUCGCAGCCUGGCCGCCCCUCAGGGCGCUUGCCGCCUCAUCCCAGUGCUGUACCACGUUUAUUCCUUCCGCAGCGUCCGCCAGGUUGGCAUCCUGAAACCACACCCAGCCUUCACGCAGCUGCUGGAGAUGGCAGCAGAGCCCACACUGACUUUUGAGACAACAGAGGUGCCUAUGCUCUGCCCACCCCUGCCAUGGACAUCCCCACACUCUGGUGCCUACCUGCUGAGCUCCACCAAACUCAUGCGUGCCAUGGAGGGCACCACACAGCACCAGCACCUGCUGGAGCAAUGCCCGCCCGAGCAGCUGCAUGGUGCCCUAGAUGCGCUCACACAGCUGGGCAACUGUGCCUGGCGAGUCAAUGUGCGUGUGCUGGAUCUAGUGCUGGAAAUCUUCAGGGCCAAGGGCUGUGUGCGCCUGGGGGUGCCACCCCCGCGCUCUGAGGCACCCCAGCCCUUGCAGCCUCGGCCACCACCUGACUCCUCACCGGUACACAAGGCAGAGCUGCGCAAGGAGAUGGCACGCUGCCUGAAGGCAGCCCGGGAGAUGCACAGUCUGCGCAGCGAGGCCCUGUACCGCCUGUCACUGGCGCAGCACCUGCGCCACCAUGUCUUCUGGCUGCCACACAAUAUGGACUUCCGAGGCCGCACCUACCCCUGUCCACCCUAUUUCAACCACUUGGGCAGCGACCUGGCCCGGGCCCUGCUGGAGUUCGCUGAGGGCCGGCCACUGGGGCCUCAUGGCCUGGACUGGCUCAAGAUUCACCUGGUCAACCUGACUGGCCUCAAGAAGCGGGAGUCACUGCAUGGGCGCCUGGCUUUCGCUGACCAGGUUAUGGAGGACAUCUUGGACUCUGCUGACCAUCCCAUGACGGGCCGGAAGUGGUGGAUGGAGGCCGACGAGCCCUGGCAGACCUUGGCCUGCUGCAUGGAGGUGGCACAGGCUGUGCGGGCCCCAGAUCCUGCCGCCUACAUUUCCCACCUCCCAGUUCACCAGGAUGGCUCCUGCAAUGGCUUGCAGCAUUACGCAGCCCUGGGCCGAGACAGCAUAGGCGCAGCAUCAGUCAACCUCAUACCCUCAGAUCUGCCACAGGACGUGUACAGGGAGGUGGCAGCACAGGUGGAGGAGUCCCGGCGGCAGGAUGCUGAAGAGGGCCUGAGAGUGGCUCAGGUGCUGGAAGGUUUUAUCAGCCGCAAGGUGGUCAAGCAGACAGUCAUGACUGUGGUCUAUGGGGUCACACGCUACGGCGGCCGCCUGCAGAUAGAGAAGCGCUUGCGAGAACUCAGUGACUUCCCCCAGGAGUACAUCUGGGAGGCCUCUCACUAUCUGGUACGCCAAGUCUUCAAAAGCCUUCAGGAAAUGUUUUCCAGCACUCGAGCCAUCCAGCAUUGGCUGACUGAGAGUGCCAACCUCAUCUCCCAUGCAGGCUGGCCCGUGGAGUGGGUCACGCCCUUGGGCAUCCCCAUCAUACAGCCCUAUCACCGUGAGGCCAAGGUCCAGGUUAAAGGCGGGAUCCAGAGCCUCACCUUUACCAGCUCCGUGGACACAAACCAGAAGCCCAACACUUUGAAGCAGAAGAAUGGGUUCCCACCCAACUUCAUCCACUCCCUGGACUCGUCCCACAUGAUGCUGACUGCCCUGCAUUGCUACAGGAAGGGCCUGACGUUUGUCUCUGUGCAUGAUUGCUUCUGGACGCAUGCAGCUGACAUCCCUGUGAUGAACAAGGUUUGCCGAGAGCAGUUCGUGCGUCUGCACAGUCAACCAAUCCUGGAGGAACUGGCUGAGUUCCUGUGGGUUCGCUUCUGCUCUGGGGCCAGCGCCAGGUCCCUGAAGCGCUCAGAUCUCGCCCUGAUCGCCAAGCUGCAGGAGACACUGCAGUCUCUACCCGAGACAGGCACGUUUGACCUGAGCCAGGUGAUGGGGUCCACCUACUUCUUCAGCUGAACCUCAGCACUCUGGCCUGUGCAUAGUGUAAAUACACAAUAAAAUGUGGGCGCGCGCCAAGCAA
This is a messenger RNA of Nannospalax galili (Upper Galilee mountains blind mole rat), 3727 nucleotides long. It is a transcript of the gene Polrmt, whose product is annotated as RNA polymerase mitochondrial. Gene Ontology annotation, molecular function: mitochondrial promoter sequence-specific DNA binding; protein binding; DNA-directed RNA polymerase activity. Gene Ontology annotation, biological process: mitochondrial transcription. Gene Ontology annotation, cellular component: mitochondrial DNA-directed RNA polymerase complex. The record is from RefSeq and is a predicted model, not a curated record. The transcript is spliced from 21 exons. The coding region runs from base 40 to 3663 and encodes 1207 amino acids. NCBI's taxonomy places the organism in Eukaryota, Metazoa, Chordata, Mammalia, Rodentia, Spalacidae.